Aspergillus neoniger CBS 115656 is the source of this 1490-nucleotide messenger RNA. RefSeq names its product casein kinase II subunit beta family protein. The record is from RefSeq and is a predicted model, not a curated record. The transcript has 3 exons. Gene Ontology annotation, cellular component: protein kinase CK2 complex; cytoplasm. NCBI's taxonomy places the organism in Eukaryota, Fungi, Ascomycota, Eurotiomycetes, Eurotiales, Aspergillaceae. Gene Ontology annotation, molecular function: protein kinase regulator activity. The coding region runs from base 234 to 1028 and encodes 264 amino acids.
CCCCCAACGCCAAACCACCCUCAUUAUCGCUCGCGAACCCCGAAUCUGCUUUUCUUCCGGAGACGUGACUGUUGGAUGCUUUAAGAAGGAUUGUUCCAACUGUACAGUUCUGGGGGCUCUCCUGCACUGGAGUUGUCCGACCGUCUCUCUCAGCAACUGCUACAGGCCAAGCACGAAUACUAGUCUUUCUUGAUCACAUCCCCCUCGGCGGAGUCUGCUAAAGGGAAGAAACCAUGGAGGACUUCAACAGCGAAACCGACAGUGACUACACUAGCUACUGGAGAGAUUGGUUUAUCUCAUCUCGUGGAAACGAAUACUUCUGCGAAAUCGACGAAGAUUAUUUGACCGAUCGCUUCAACCUUACCGGCCUGAACACCGAGGUCGCCUACUACCAGUAUGCUUUGGACCUUGUGACAGACGUGUUCGACCUCGACGCGGACGACGAUUUGCGCGAGCAAAUUGAGAAGUCGGCGCGUCACCUCUAUGGUCUAGUUCAUGCCAGAUACAUUGUCACAACUCGCGGUCUUGCCAAGAUGGUUGAGAAAUACAAGCGCUGCGAUUUCGGCAAAUGCCCCCGUGUUAUGUGUGACGGACACCCCCUCCUGCCCAUGGGCCAGCACGACGUUGCCAACCAGAGCACUGUUCGCCUGUACUGCCCCAAGUGCGAGGAUAUCUACAACCCCAAGUCGUCUCGUCAUGCUUCUAUCGACGGCGCUUACUUCGGCACUUCGUUCCACAGCAUGCUCUUCCAGGUUUAUCCUGCUUUGCUUCCCGAGAAGAGCAUCCGCCGCUAUCAGCCCCGUUGCUUCGGCUUCAAGGUGCACGCCAUGGCUGCCCUUGCGCGCUGGCAGGAUGCUUACCGGGAGGAGACAAAGGCGUCCCUUCGCGAAGCCGGUGUGGAAGCCAAAUACAUCGAAGACGACAGUGAGGAGGAAGAGCUAGAUGACGACGACGAGCCUAUCUCUGAGACCAAGGAAGAGAGAGUCGCCGGCGAUGCCGCCUCUGGCCGUAUGGAUCUUGGCAACUGAUUGACGCUCCCUGGCAUGAUCUUUCUGCUUCAUCGGAGUUUCCUCAUUUUCCUCUCAUAUCCACUUGGCAUGGGCGCAGCAUUAUGAACUUGCAUUUCAUCGCGCGUCUGGAUCGUUUUCUGCGGUUUCACUUCCUUUUUCUCUUUUUCCUCUAAACACAUACGCGUCUUCCGACUAACGGCUUUCUGAAAUCCCGGGCGUAUGACGGGUCUUUACAAUUUCAUUAUCUCAUGUGCACUGCAAUAAUGAUCACGAACACUGGUGGGCGUUGGAAGUUUCGAAGAUGGCGGGUCUGUUUUCCUCUGCUUCUAAUGUGUACUAGUUUAUUCCUCGGGUUUGUCUCCCGUGACUUCAAGAUCACUCAGACAUGGCGAGUUCGGCUCUUAUGUAGAAUACCUUAGUUUCAGUCAGGAACAGAGACAGAGGGGACAUAAUGAACUACAUGCUCGUCAUUCAAUCAUC